Molecule: messenger RNA, 870 nt
Organism: Suillus subaureus
Lineage: Eukaryota; Fungi; Basidiomycota; Agaricomycetes; Boletales; Suillaceae
Exons: 4
Coding region: 1-870 (289 amino acids)
Source: RefSeq, a predicted model, not a curated record
AUGGCGCCCCUGUCUACGUUCUCACUUCCUCUCCUACCAAGUGGGCUGCCCGCUGGAUAUGGUUGGGAAGAACGCGAUGUGUCGGUAUUAUCGACGACUACUGCAUUCAACACCGGGGUAGAUAGGCGGGACACGUUCCUUGGUCAGCGUCGCUGUGUCGUCUGUGGGGAGGCCGGUGGCGCGGUGCUCCAGCAUUGUCACAUUUCAAAGGAUUCAGAGCCACAACUUUGGUUCAGCCUGAAGGCUCGUAAUUGGAUCCCUUCGCAGGCCAAAAGUCUUCCUCGGCAUGAACCGCGCGGUGGCCUGCUCAUGUGUAGCAACCAUCACCUCUUUUUCAAUGCUUAUGAUUUCUUCAUACGUUUCUUCCCUGAUAUUCGCAAAUUUGUGUUCGUCAACUAUUCCGGUGACCCUGCUCUUCAGCGGUUCCAUGGCAAAGCUAUUGCCCUUGACAUCAGGGAUCACCACGCGCCCUUCCCUUCCCUGUUCAUCAUCCAUGAGAUGCGCGUCCGUGGAUUUCAUCCCUUCCAACCUGUCGCUCCUGCCAUGCCAGAUGAUAUCCAUUGGCAAGACUGGAUCUCGUCGCACAGCGUGUUCGACGAUGUCUCAGGUACUUUCAAUCGUGACGGCCCACUAGACAACAGCAACAAUCUAUCUAUGCAACCACAGACGCAGUCUCAGCCUACGACGACGAGCACAGGUAGACGUGCGCUAGCACUGAAUGCAGACAUCAUCUCUGACAUCCUUGCGGCGACGCAUGCCAUGCCGUCAUGGAGGGCGUGCCAGAUGGAGGGCACGAGCUGGAGUGGCACGGCAGAGGAAAACAUACACAAAUAUGUCUCUUCCAUUGGCGUACAAGAUCGUCGACCUUGA